GGAAAAAGUUUUACAUACAAAUGUCAUUUUGAGCGUCACAUGAGAGUUCAUGCUGAAGAGAAGCCGUUCACAUGUGAUCAGUGUGGAAAGAGCUUCACUAAAAAACAACGUUUCAAUGUUCACAUGAGAGUUCAUACAGGAGAGAAGCCAUUCACAUGUGAUCAAUGUGGGAAAAGUUUCUCACAAAAAGUAAAUCUUACUGAUCACAUGACAGCUCACACAGGAGAGAAGCCACACACAUGUGAUCAAUGUGGGAAGAGGUUCCGUCUAACAUCAACCCUUAAAAGACACAUGAUGAUCCACACCGGAGAGAAGCCAUUCACUUGUCAUCAAUGUGGGAAGAGAUUCCGUCAAUCAUCAAGCCUUAAAAAACACAUGAGGAUCCACACCGGAGAGAAGCCGUUCAAAUGUGAUCAAUGUGACAAAACAUUUAUUGGGGAAUCAACCUUAAAGAAACACCUGACAGUUCAUAUGAAGGAGAAGCCACAUUUAUGUUCUGUGUGUGGAAAGAGUUUUUCACUGUUACAAUAUUUACAUGUGCAUCAGAAAGUUCACAAUGCUGUAAGAGAUCAUGUGUGCUUUGAGUGUGAGAAGACUUUUGUUACAGCAAGCAGUUUAAAAAAGCACCAGAGAAUUCACACUGGAGAAAAACCUUACAAGUGUUCACAGUGUGACAAGAGAUUCGGUUAUUCAUCAUCUCUGAAAACACAUCGGAGACUUCACACUGGAGAAAAACCUUACAAGUGUUCACACUGUGACAUGAGAUUCAGUUAUUCAUCAUAUCUGAAAACACAUGAGAAGAUCCAUACUGGAGAAAAACCUUACAAGUGUUCACACUGUGACAACAGAUUCAGUCAGUCAGAACAUCUGAAAACACAUGAGAUGAUCCACAGCAGAGAGAAGCCACACACAUGUGUGAUCAGUGUGGAAAGAGUUUCUCUAUUAAAAGUAACCUGAAGAUACACAUGAAGAUCCAUGCACCACAGUCUGAAAUCAUGAUAAGUAGUUCAUCUUUAUGUGCUGAGAAACAAAGUCUCUUCUGUGAAAGUUAGCCAAAUCUCUCCUCUCCAGCUAUAGUUGGCGCUGUUGCCCUGUCUGCUGUUGAAUUAUCCAGGUUGUGGAUGAGAAGCAACCCUGCUCCAGUAAUACAUAUUAAAGUGCUAUAUAAAUGCCUCAUUCAUUCAUUCAUUCAUUUAUUAGUUAACCAUUUCUUAAUUUGCGUUCUUGUCUGUUUAUAUGAAAAAUCAUCAGUUGCUGCCCGAGUACUGAUCCAAUUCAAAGUUCACAUCUAGCCAAGUACAGUUCAAAUCCCCGGAUGUGUUCUUGAUCCACCCCUUUUAUCAAGGACACCUCAAGAGGGGACUUUUGCGGACUUGACAUGGCCAGGUAUCCCAGAAUGCAUCUCGCACUAACCAGCAAGCGUCAAUAGCAGAUUAGAAAACCUGCAUAUUUUAA
This is a messenger RNA of Megalobrama amblycephala (Wuchang bream), 1455 nucleotides long. RefSeq names its product zinc finger protein 93-like. Lineage: Eukaryota; Metazoa; Chordata; Actinopteri; Cypriniformes; Xenocyprididae. The transcript has a single exon. Gene Ontology annotation, biological process: regulation of immune system process; regulation of cytokine production; negative regulation of transcription by RNA polymerase II. The annotation marks the transcript as partial. The record is from RefSeq and is a predicted model, not a curated record.